CGCCGAGCGGCGAGCGCCCCGCCCGGCGGGAGGAGGCCCGGGCCGCGUCCCGGCCCGCGAGCUGCAGGAGUCUCCCCGCCGCCUGCGCUCUGCACCCGCGGCGCCCCCCGCGUGCGGCCCCGGGUUCGCCAGCAGCGGCAGCGGCCUAGAGAUGGACGAAGACGGCGGCGGCGGCGGCGGCGAGGGCGGUGGCGGUGAGUGUCGGAGGUUGCCUGAAGACCUCUCAUUAGAAGAGAGAGAGGAACUUUUAGACAUUCGUCGAAGAAAAAAGGAACUUAUUGAUGACAUCGAGAGACUGAAGUAUGAAAUUGCUGAAGUGAUGACAGAGAUUGACAAUCUGACUUCAGUGGAGGAGAGCAAAACUACUCAGAGGAACAAGCAGAUAGCUAUGGGAAGGAAAAAAUUCAACAUGGAUCCCAAAAAGGGAAUUCAAUUUCUAAUAGAAAAUGACCUGCUGCAGAGCUCCCCAGAAGACGUCGCCCAGUUCCUGUAUAAAGGAGAAGGCCUGAAUAAGACUGUCAUUGGGGACUAUCUGGGUGAAAGGGAUGAAUUUAAUAUCAAGGUUCUUCAAGCUUUUGUUGAGCUCCACGAGUUUGCUGAUCUCAACCUUGUACAAGCAUUAAGGCAGUUCUUGUGGAGCUUUCGGCUUCCAGGGGAGGCUCAGAAGAUCGAUCGCAUGAUGGAGGCGUUUGCAUCACGCUACUGCCUGUGCAACCCUGGCGUCUUCCAGUCCACAGACACGUGCUACGUGCUGUCCUUCGCGAUCAUCAUGCUCAACACGAGCCUGCACAACCACAAUGUGCGGGACAAGCCCACAGCUGAGCGGUUCGUCACCAUGAACCGUGGCAUCAACGAAGGCGGAGACCUCCCAGAGGAGCUGCUGAGGAACUUGUACGAGAGCAUCAAGAACGAGCCAUUCAAGAUCCCAGAGGACGACGGCAACGACCUGACACACACGUUCUUCAACCCGGACCGGGAGGGCUGGCUCCUGAAGCUGGGAGGACGUGUGAAGACCUGGAAGCGGCGAUGGUUCAUCCUGACGGACAACUGCCUCUACUACUUUGAAUACACGACAGACAAGGAGCCCCGCGGGAUCAUCCCACUGGAGAACCUCAGCAUCAGGGAGGUGGAAGACCCACGGAAACCCAACUGCUUCGAGCUCUAUAACCCGAGCCACAAGGGGCAGGUCAUCAAAGCCUGCAAGACCGAGGCGGACGGCCGGGUGGUGGAGGGGAACCACGUGGUGUACCGGAUCUCCGCCCCCAGCCUCGAGGAGAAGGAGGAGUGGAUGAAGUCCAUCAGAGCGAGCAUCAGCAGAGACCCUUUCUAUGACAUGCUGGCCACAAGGAAAAGGAGGAUUGCCAAUAAAAAAUAGAGCCUCCCUGGCCUGAACAGGUAAAAGUAAAAAACGAAGCCCCACAGCAGGAGGUGACCGGGAGGCCUCGCCACGACGUGCUGGACCUGAAGGCCUUUUCCUGAAGGCGCCCAGGAGGCACACUUGGGCGUGCUGCACAGGAACCGCGCUCUGGGCUGGCUCGGCCAUGCAGACCGCCCCAGGCCUCAUGUGCCCUGUGCCAGGAGGGCGGCUGCUGGGAGCGUCUCCCCGCUGACCUACCUGGCGCCUGGCAGGAAUGCCCUUCGAGUGUCACCCAGCUGCAGCGGAUGCAGGACUGACUUUCCAGCAAUGGGAACCCAUCUGUGGGUGGUGGUCGCCAUUCUAGAAGCCGUGGUUUUAUAUCCAAACAGGAAAGGGAAACUAUCACUUUUUUAUCCUGAGCUUUUUUCUUAGACAUAUGGGAUUAUAGCUUUUAUAGCCUUUUUAUAUUCUGAAAUUAUAAUGAAAGAUACUUUCUAACAGUAGUAUUUUUAGAAUGGCAGCUAUAAUUUAAACCCUGGAAACAUGCGUAUACUGUGCGCUGAGUUAUACAUACGCAAAUACAUGCAGCACCCAGAGGGAGAACACAGGGCACACACAAGGCUGGCUGCUCCCGGACCCCUCAGCCCGUAUCCUUGGCAGGCCUCUUGUCACCUCAGUUUGUGGCCCCACAGAUGCUUUGUAAAAAGGCAAAUGAUUAAGAAGAAAAUUAAGGUUUGAGACACUUACUGUAACUGCUGAAUCCAGCACAGUCUAUGCUGAACCACGUGGAACUGCUCACACUUAACUUUUUGACUCGUGAACAGCAGUUUUGGUAUGGUUCAGCUGAACACAUAGCUCAGACUAGCUUUUUACCACUGUUUUCACUAUGUAAAACCUUGUGGCAAAAUGAAUGUUCAUGUCACUGACCUGAUAAUAGUUGACCAGAUUUAAUGAACAGACUUGUAAGUAACUAGAAACAAUCUUACUUUAUCUUCAGGCUUAGUCUCCCACUAGGAGGGAAGGAGUGGGCUGUGGGGUGAGAACGUGGCACACAGGGUUUUCUGUAAAUAGUUUAAGCCCCCGCAUAGGUGGCGGUGGAGCGUGUGGAGCUUGUGAAGACCUGCGACCGUGGAUUGCCAGGCCGCUGCUGACUUAGCAGGUGCUCCGCGUGUUUGCGGAAGGCUGCAUGUGUGCCCAGUGCAUCAGAGCCAGCCCCAGGUGUGCAGCGGGCAAGGCUGGGCGGCGCUGUGCACUGGCACUUCGGCCAGAGUCAGAUGCCUUUUUUUUUAUUGGGAGCAUUCUUUCUGCUGCCGGGACCCCCACGUACGAUCCAUAGGGCCCCCUUAUCAGUUGUGCUGUUGUGCUGGGGGUCUGUUCCCCCACAGAAGCCUGAUAGGUCGUUCACUCCUGUACAGAAUGAAAGCCCCUUCUGCUGUGGGGCUGAAGCAGGUGUAGCUGUUCUUGUGAGAUGCUUUGAUGCUGGGACUGAAUGGCUGUGGGCCCCUGGCUUUGGUGCCGCUGACCUUCACGUUGCUUUAAGUCGCACUAGACUCCGAUGUGCAUCAAAUUGAUUUUUUUUUAUUAAUUCCCAAAGUCUAAGGCUUUGUCACUGUACUGAUACCUCAAAUUUGAAACUAGGUUAUAAGAAAGGCAGGUCAUCAUCCUUGAAAUGCCUGACUGGUGUAUACGCAACUCUGGCCUACAGUCUUCCAUGCAGAGAUACUGCCUGGACCACUGGCCAAAUGCUGCUGCUGAGGACAGCUGCGGGUGCCCACCCCUCAGGCUGGCCCACACUUUCCGCAGCCCUGUAUUUCAGGAGCGGAAGAGCCAUUCCCUUCCCGCCGCCCUUGUGAGACCCGGGUAAGACCUUGGGUACACAGGCCGUCUUUUGGGUCUGGCCUCAAAGUGGGGUUGGGAGAAUUUGCAUAAGGAAACACCUGUGAGAAGUCUUGUCUCCGGUGGUCUGAAGGAGCCUCACCUGAUGGCCGUUUCCGGGGAACACUGAAGCAGCCAUGGUGCUUUGACUGUGUAACUUGCCAUCAGUAUUCUGUGAAGUUACCCAAGUCCAGGUUUCUGACAGUAUUACAUGCAGGGCAUCCAGCUGUCACCCUCCCAGCCCUCAGGCAGGCCUAGCCCAGAAAACCCCAAGGGCAGGUGCCAGAAGGGCUGGUUGCCUGAACCUCAGCAUCCUUCUCCCCACCCCCACGUUUGUGCUCAGUGCUUGAAUUGUUAGUCCCAACUCUGGCCAAAGACAAACUUUCCUCCAGAGACAAAGGGCAGGAGACCGCAGCUUCCCCAGCCCCAGUUACCAUGUGCGGGGCAGCUGGACCAGACAAGCAACUAGGUCUUCAGGAUCACGGAAGGUAUCUGAGCAGUUUAAUGUGGUACCAAACAGAGUCAAAGAGGAGCUAUUUAUAGAUGAGGCAGCACUUAACACUUCAUAUAAAGCAGUGCAUAUUUUUAAAGUUAAAAAUGCAUAUAUCUACAUAGAUGUGCUUUGCUGAGGUUAGGUCUGUUGUAGACCAGAAGCCACGUUGUGACUUCUCAUUAUUUUUUCUUAGAAAACAUUUCUAUUUGCAGUAAAUAGAGUUAAUAUGUAAAUAUUAUACAUAUGUAUUGAUUUCUGGAGUGUGUUAUUCAAUGUAUAUAUAUUCCCACAACUUGCAUGAAGAAAUGUCCUAUAUCAAUAAAUACUUUGUUGUAAAGUGAAUAGUAAAAUUGGAGUGUAUAUGGUUGUCAAAUUGCAAAUACUAUGUUCACUAAAUAAAACACCUAUUA
Molecule: messenger RNA, 4135 nt
Organism: Manis pentadactyla (Chinese pangolin)
Lineage: Eukaryota; Metazoa; Chordata; Mammalia; Pholidota; Manidae
Gene: CYTH3
Product: cytohesin 3
Exons: 13
Coding region: 152-1375 (407 amino acids)
Biological process (GO): regulation of ARF protein signal transduction
Molecular function (GO): guanyl-nucleotide exchange factor activity
Source: RefSeq, a predicted model, not a curated record